AUGUCUUUUGCUUCUUCUGUUGAGCCCAAGCAUCAUCCGGAUUGUUGUAUGGCCAUUUCGCAACCCCUGCUCCACAAUUUGGCCAACCUCCUGCCUCAUGGUCCAGCCAUCUCUGUGCUCAGCAUCGGUAGCGGCACCGGCCUUCUCGAAAGCCUGCUUUCCGAUCUCUUGGACAACUCGUACGACGUGUGCGGUGUAGAAGUCUCGCCGAAUGUCAACAAGUACUUACCUGAGCAAAAUAUGUUUUUUGUAGGUGGCACCUGGGACCUCUGUUCGCAAGCAGGCAGAUCUCACGUUUGGAUCUUCACAUAUCCUCGCGAGCCCAAGUUGAUUAAACAAUAUCUUGAACUACAUGACCAUGUCAAUCUCUCCAAGAUUAUCUGGCUUGGGCCUAAGAUGGAUUGGCAAGAUUACGAAGGUGUGUUUUCAUCUUCAAGACUCAGUCGUCUUACGACAUUGAAGGACUGUGGGGCAGCUGCCUACGAGAUGAUCGUUGUGGCAGAACCUGAGCCAUGA
Messenger RNA from Aureobasidium namibiae CBS 147.97, 516 nucleotides. RefSeq lists its product as uncharacterized. The transcript has 2 exons. The record is from RefSeq and is a predicted model, not a curated record. The coding region runs from base 1 to 516 and encodes 171 amino acids. NCBI's taxonomy places the organism in Eukaryota, Fungi, Ascomycota, Dothideomycetes, Dothideales, Saccotheciaceae.